AUGCGCGCUGCAGGGUCGACGUGGCUCGCGCCCGCCCCGCCCGCGCAAGGCAGAGGCAGCGCCAGCGCCGCCAGCUCCCGCUUUGAAAGGCCGCUUCCCAGCCGCGGCGAGCGGCGCCAGGCGGAGCCGCAAGAGCGCCGAGCAACCAACCCGACGCUCGAUGAGCUCGGCGCUCCCCGCCAUUUUGGCCGCUUGAGGGGGAGCGGCGGCGGGGGCCGGAGCGACGGUGUCCGGCUGCCUGCGCUCCUCUUCCCCGCCGCGGCCCCAUCCAGCCCGCCUCUGCGGGUUCAGGUACUGGCAUGGGCGCGGGGGGAGGAGGCGGCGGCGGGGGGGGGGAGGGAGGAAGGGCCGCUUCCGGGAGGGCAUCUCCCGAAGUUGGGCGGGGAAGGGAGAGGCUGAGCCACGCCUGGCUGGGGGGGGGGGGGGUGGUCCGCGGCUGUUUCUUUUUGCGGCUUCCUCCUCCCUCGGCUGCCCUACAAUCACAGAAGGGACCUCCAAGGGUCAUCUAGUCCAACCCCCCUGCGAUCCUUCCCACCGCCGACCCUGGGUGGCCUCGAGCCACCAACCUUCUGCUUUAAUAGCCGGAGGCUGUCCUCCCUUUCCACACCUUUUAUUUGCAAACAACAUUUGUUUUUAACCAUUUAAAAACAUUGCAUUUUUAGGCUUCAGCUCUGAAAGAAACAGAAGCGAUUUCUCUCUUUAUUUAAAAAGUGUGAAUCGCGUUUAUUUUGUUUGCUUGAAGGUGUAAAAGGAUUUAGCAUUGCAUUUUCAGGCUUACGCUCCGAAGGAAACGGAAACAAAACGGGUCUUGCUUUGGCGCGGCUCCUCGCCCUCCCUGCAGUCCUGUUUCCCAUGGAGAGAUUUGGAAAGGGGGAGAAGGGCAGGAGGGGUGGGUGGCCUCAGUCUGGAGAUGGUUUCGCCAGCUGCUACCUCUGUGAACCUUCCCUUUCGGGCUUAAAGGGAGGUUGGCUGAUCAGGAAUUCUAGGUUUAGUGUUGGGGUUAGGAAAGUAGAAUCAUAAAAUUGUUGAGUUGGAAGGGAUCCCUAGGGUCAUCUAGUCCAACCCCCAGGUGUGCUCAAGCUAUCAACCUGGCAAACAGGUGCACUGACCCAUAAGUAGCUUACGCUCAGAGUAACUUGCGCAAAAUGGCUUUGGGCUGCCCCUUCUCUUGGGAAGAGUUGAGGAAGCUGCUUUCAGUUGCCUUAAUGAAAAGGUAGCAAAUUGGUUUGUGAUUUGUUGUUGUGUUCUUACUGUCUGAGUGGGAAAGUGAUGGUCAUAAUCAUCAUCAUCAUCAUUCUUAUUAUUAUUAUUGCCUUGGCACCAAAAUAACUUGGCUGGCUGUGCAAGGUUGGCCGCGGAGACACCAUUUGCCGCUUUGCCUCAGGCAGCAAAAUGUCUUGGGCCAGUUCUGCAGCCACUUCUGAAACCAGGGUGCAUAUUGCCUUCUAUGCAAUACUUAACAUUUCCUGUUUCAUAAUUUCAUGACAGAAAUUCAUUCCCUUUACAAAGCUGGUGCAAGGAGAGGAAACUGCAAAGCGCAUAAAAGAUGGUGCUUUUCUCCUGUGGAUUGAGAAGACCAAGAGCACCACCCCUUGCCUGUCUGCAUGGCAGCGGCAAGGCAAACCAACUAGUUUUUUUAAAAUUUUGUGAGGGGUGGAGAGACCGUUGGGCGGCUCUGUCCUCCACCUGUCUGCCACAUGGCAGCAAUGUCCUCUCUGCAAAAGUGGAGUGGGUUCCUGGGCUCCAUCCUUCAGCCACCCAUUCAGGUGUGCCUUUUUUAUUUCUGAAAGGGUUGGAGGAGAAUGGGACUUUCAUUCCCUCACCCUUGCUGUAUGGCAGCUGCAGGAGGCAAGGCCAGAUGUCAAAGGAGAAGUGGGCUAGUCAGAGUGGAUUGGGGUGGUGCGGUGGGCAGGAGACCAGCAGGUAGCACCAAUAAGCUUCUCUUUCUUUGAAAAGAUGGGAUGCAAAGCAGCGGCAGAUACGCUUACAAGUCACUGUUGUUGCGUAACUGGGUUUGCACCACCGCCAGCUGAUUCUGAAUGGGCCACACACAUUUUGCGGGUUGAAGAAGUGGGGAGGAAAACAACCUGUUUCCUUCCAGUUAUUUUCCUGCCUCCUUCCACCCAUACAUUUGCCCUGAAAUUUCUACCUGAAAUCACAGUGCCAAAGCAAGAUUGGAGCAAAAAAAUGGGGGGAGGGGGGAUGCGGAGAUAAGAGGAAAGCAGUUUGCUCCUUUGCAAAGUGUGUGUGACCCACCAGGAUCCAUUAGUGUUGGAGGAAUGAAAUGCCUCUGAUCUCCCUGGGACACACACACACACACACACACACACCCCGCAUUCACAUGAAGUCAUGGUUUGGCAUUGCAUGACCUGUGAACCAGUCCAUUGUGCCUUUUAACAACACUGUAACAGAAUGAAAUAUGCCCACUGCUACAUAUUAUUGUUGGGAAAAGGCACAUUCUUUUUGGCUGUUAAAGCAAGGAAUUGUGUUGUGGUUGAUGUGUUUGGCAAUCCUAGAGCCAUUUCUGCCUCGCCACAGUAUAGCCACGCCAGAUUGAGACAUUCCUGUAACAAUGGAAGGACAAUAAGAACUAUGUGUGUAUAAAACUCUUAAUUUGAUGGUGGAGGAUAUUUUGGUGAAAACAUUCGUUCCAAAUUACCUUUAAUUGAACAUGCAUAUUCAAGAUUUGCUUGCAGCCCAAUCCUAGACACUAAGAAAUGACCUGCAAGAUUGAGUUCUAUGAGAAUUACUUUCAAAUAAGUAAGAAUUGUAGCCCAGUAUUGAUUUCUUUGCCCUUCUGCACUUUACACCACCCAUUUGUACUUACAUUUACAUUCUUACCAACGACUGUUAUAUGUAUAUGGGAAAACAUUGGGACAAUAAGUUUUAUGUUGCCACUAAGCUGCAUGCCUCUCUGUUUUCUUUAGAACGUUUUUUUUUUAAUCAAAACAUUUUCUUGCCACUUUUCUGGGCAAAUGCCCAUCCAAAACAGCUUACGACAAAAGCAACAAAAGACAAAAAUAAACAAUAUUUUUUUAAAAACCUGCUGAAAUUGUAUCUCUGUUUAAACAUGUUUCACCUGUUGCUGAGAGACAGAACACAGAGUAUACAAAGAGCUAGCAUCCUCUUCAUAGAAUCUUAAAAUUGUAAAGUUGGAAGGGACCCCCUUCAAUGCAGGAAUCUCAGUUAAAGCAUCCAUGACAUAUGGCCAUCCAACCUCUGCUUAAAAAUCUCCAGCAAAAGAGAGUACACCAACUGCCGAAGAAGUCCAUUCCACUGUCAAACAGCUCUUACUGUCAGAAGGUUCUUCUUGAUGUUUAGUCAGAAUCUCCUUUUUUGUAACUUGAAUCCAUUGGUUUGGGUCCUACCCUCUGGAGCAGGAGAAAACAAGUUUGAUCCACCUUCCACGACGGCCCUUUAGAUAUCUGAUGCAGCAGCAGCAAAAAAAGCUAAUGCUAUUCUAGGCUGCAUCAACAGAACUAUAGCGUCCAGAUAAAGGGAAGCAAUAGCGCCACUCUAUUCUGCCAUGGUCAGACCACAUCUGGAAUACUGUGUCCAAUUCUGGACACCACAAUUUUAAGAAGGACGUUGACAAGUUAGAAUGUGUGUGACCAAGGAGGGUGACCGAGACGUGUUGUCAACAGGUGGUGCAGAGUUUGUGCAGAGUCCCUGCCACAGAAGUGAUUUGUGGUCAACUCUCACAGGGAAAAGUGUUCAUUCCUAUGCCAGACACCUUUUCCAUAAUAAAUUAGUUGACCCUUCUCGGGCAAGGGUCAUCGGUCAGUGGUAGAGCACCUGCUUUGCUUGCAAAAGGGCCCAGAUUACAUUUCUAGAUAGGACUGGAAGAGAACCCUUUCUGAAACCCUGAAAACCUGCUGCCAGUGUAGACAUUGCCAAGCUAGAUGUACCAACGGUCUGACUCAAUGUAAGGCAACUUCGUAUGUUCCUAUCACACACAUCUCCAAACAUGUAUUCUCUACUUUUUAUAAAAAAUAUGUGCUCAGACUUGGAAGAUUUUUAACCCUCCAUCCAAGAUGACAGGUAUUCUGAUUUUUUUCAAUCUGAAGCUAUGCCCAGUUUGGCACAUACAGAGAAUUUAUCCGUUUUUGAAGAGCUGCUAGCCAGACUUCAGUAAGCAUGCUUGUGACAAGGACAAAGGAGACAAGUGAAAAAAGAUUUUGGGGGGAGAGUAAAUGUGUUGAUACACUUUCUAUUAAGAUGUGUGCUCAUUUCAAGAGAUCCAUUAUUUAAUCAUCAAUGGCAGCUGUCAGUUUAACACAUCCACAAAUGAAAAGGUCGGUGUUCCUUGUUUUUGAAAGAGCAGCUGAGGAUUUGUUUGGCAACUUGUGAUCUUAACUCUGGAAAAAAGAAAGGAAGAAAGCAUGUGGAGGAAUAAGUCGAGCGGUAAUGCAUUCAGUUUGUAAGCAUUGUGAUGUCAACACACGCUGAAGACUCACACAAGCUUUGUGCAGUAGCAAUCUCCACUUGGAUCCAUUUUAUUGGGGGAAGGCUCUCUCAGGUGGAGAAACACUUACCACAAAGUAAAGAACUAUAAAGGGGAUACUUGCAUAGAUAAUCCCCAAAUGCAUAAAGUUGCAUUUUACUAGUAUAUCCAGGCAAAUGAAAAUUAAUUACUAACUCCUAGCUAAGCUGCUGAUAGGAACUUUUAGAGAGCAUUGACUGAACAGUAUGUUUAGCCUGAAGGUGCAAAACAGAAAAAAACUUGUCGUGUAACACAGUUAGCAAUUACUGUAUUAAGUGUUUUGAAGCAGUGUAUGACUGACAAAUCUAGCUAGGCAUUCUGUUUAAUAAAUACAUUUUUAUUGCAUAUAUAGUUCCUUACUUUCUAACCUGUUUCUUUUACUCAAAACACCUUGCAAGAAAGGUAGCAUACAACAAUGUUUAAAUUCUCAUUGUUUAUCCUGUACUCACAGAUGGGAAUAUGCACAUUGUUUUAGUUUCACAAAUGAAGAUUGCCAUUUUAUAGUAGCAGAGCAGGGAACUGUCUCUAUCCAGCAUCUAUGGAGGCACAUGGGAUGCCCCUGCUGCAAGUGUAUUUAACAGAAAGAGGCUGAUGCAGCAAAAAUGAUAACUGAUCUUAAAUCUACCCCCACCUUUUUAGUGAAUCCAAGGUGGAUGUGCUUCAAUUUCAAGAAGAGGGAAGUGUGCUGGUUUCACAUUUGUUGAAGCUUGAUUUUUAAGCAGCUGUGUCGAGUUUAGCCAACAAAAUUGGGAAUUGUCAAAUUUCUUAUCUAUAGUCAGUCUUAUGUUAAUUCUGCUGCCUCUGUAGAAUCAGGAUCAGAGAUUUUAGUCAUAUAGAAAGUAUGGUGCAUUCUUGUCUACUUGGUUGGCAUGGUGGUUUCCAUGAUAAUGGAAUUUUAAAAAUCCUUCUACAAGGAUAUCAAGAUUGAUUCAAUUAAAAUUAAAAUUGUGCUUGGAAUAUGGGACUGUCGUGGUUUUCAUUUGAAUGCUGUCUUGAUUCAGUCUAAACUUCUUUCUUCCAGCUUUCAAACAAACAUCAAAGAUUUCAUCGCCACCGAAUGCAGCAAGCUAGGAAUCAUGGAUCUGAAAUUCAAUUCCUCUCGGAAGUAUGUUUCUAUCAGCGUACCUUCAAAGUCCCAAGCUAUGUCGCCACACAUCAAAUCAGUAGAUGAUGUAGUUGUCCUUGGCAUUAAUCUCAGCAAAUUUAACAAGGCUACCCAGUUUUUCAUUUGCGUUUCUGGAGUCUUUCUGUUUUAUCUUAUUUAUGGAUAUCUGCAGGUAAGUGUUGUAAUUCACUGCUUGUGGUAACGUUUGUGUUUUCUUCUUCAGAAUAAUGUAUUACUCAAUAAAAUUCUAUUGUAAUCUGUAGUGGCUUGAUGCAGAUAUGAGGGCUUAUUUUCUACUGUUACUUAAUUUAUUACCUGUCCGUCACCCAAAGGUUUCAUGAUAGGCCACAGCAGUUUGGAAAUGCAAUUAUCGAAAACAGCUUAAAACAAAUUACAGCCACAAGAAUAGGGUGGGUCCUAAAAAUGUCGAAGUGUCAGUUGUCAAAGUCCAGGGUGAAAAGGUGUGUCUUCAUCAUACAACAGAAAGCAUAUAAACAAUAUAGUGGAGAUGCCACAUGCAACACCUCUUCGGGGAGGCAGUUCCACAAUUUAAGCGCUGUCGGUGAGAAUGUCCUCUCCCACACUACCAUUAUCCUGAAUGUCUUGAGGGCAGUAGAACCACGAGAUGUCUUCCAUCUCGCCAGACCCAGAUCUUAGCUGCAGCUGGCAAGACACAACUUGGGACCUGUUGUCCUGUCUUCACAUACACAGUGAUGGGGUCUGAACCGGCUGUGAGUAACAAGAAUUAGAUUUGGGAAUCUUGGUGUAUGGAAUGGAAACAUCAGAUUGGUGUGCAGCUUCAGUAAAAUCUCCCAAGGCCAUGUCUGAGAUUAUUAGAGAAAGAGAAACACCAGUAAAAUGUGCCCAUAGCAGAUUGAUAUGAAUAACACACUGAAUAAUGUGUACGGUUCUGGUUGCCACAUCUCUAAAAAAUAUACCAUCGGCUGGAAAAGGUGCAGCAAAGGGUAAUGAAAAUAAUAAUAAUAAUAAUAAUUUAUUACUUUUACCUCACCCAUUUAACUGGGUUGCCCCUGCCACUCUGGGCAGCUUCCAACAGAAUAUAAAAGAACACACGAGACCUAAGACAUUAAAAGCUUCCUGCCUUCAAAGGUCAUAUAAUUGGUUUUUGAUAUCUGAUGCGAGGGCAUUCCACAGGGCGGGCGCCACUACUAAGAAGGCCCUCAGAUGGCCUUACCAUCUUAGUAAAGUUUAAAAUGAUUUAAUGCUUUGUAGUUGAGGGGGGAAAUAUGACUAGGGGAUGGAGGGCAUGAUAGGAGUUUAUAAUGUUAUGAAUGGUGUAGAGGAAGGACAAAGAAAAUUCUCUUAUAACACUAGAAAUUGGGAUCACCCAAGGAAACAGGUUGAUAAGAGUCAGGACGGACUAAACAAAGAACACAAUGCAUAAAUCAUACAGGGAAUUCUCUACAGCAAUGAUAGCAAUGGCCAAUAACUUAGAAGUCCAGAGACAUAAAUGGCUACAUGAUAGCCAAAUGGAAGCUCCAUGUUAGGAAGCAGUAUGAAUCUAGAUGCUGAGGAGCAAAGUGUUGAGAGUGGGCCUUAUUUGUCUCAUCAGUCUUAGAAAUGGAAGGCAGGCCUAGAUGGACUCAUCAAGUAGGGUUUUCCUUAUGUACUUAUGUGAUGCUGGAGUCUUGCACAAGAGAUGAGUAGAUGAAGGGGACGUUUCUCUGAAUUUAAAGCCCACCCAAUGUGCCAACAAAAUAGGAUAUCUAAUGCUGGUGCUUGCUUUUCACACUGAUGUUCAGAAACAAAGUACAUGAAUUAAAAACAAGUCAGAAAGAGUAUUCAAAUUAAUACCAAGUCUUAACUUGACAGGAUGGUUAGCCAGACUCAUUAAGCUAAUGAUAAUUCUGUUCAAUAUUUUUAAGUUGGGAGGCAAAAAAAUGUUAAAGCAAAUUUCUGAGUAAGUCUAAUUUUAAAAGUUAAAAAUAUACAACAUGGUCACAUAGGCAAUGUUUUAAAUAUAAUGUUUCUCUGUUUUCCCUCUUCCAGGAACUGAUAUUUUCAGUGGAAGGUUUUAAACCCUUUGGGUGGUAUCUUACAUUAGUGCAAUUUGGGUUUUAUUCCAUUUUUGGACUCAUAGAACUACAGCUUAUUCAGGACAAAAGGAGACGGUAUGAUAUUAUCUAUAUAGUCUUACUUUUUCAGAUUAUUAUGUGGGUUUAAUUUGAUUAACUAUUUAACCAGAAAUUUGUGAAGUUGAAUUGGGGCAGGAAUCAGUCAAAUAUUAUUUCUAAACAUUUUGUCUGAUUUAGUGAGAUUCCAUGACAAUGCCCAUGGUGUUGACUUGUGGAGCUGUCAGCCCAAUGAAAAAUGAGCAUUGAAUUUCUCUCCCUCCCCUCUUAAUGUGGGGAGGUGCUUUAAGAUCACUUAAUUGGCACAAAUUUAAAAAUUAAUAAAAACAUAGCAACAGAUGCAUACAUUUCUCGUUUAUUUUAUACUGAAAAAGAGAAUCAUUUUUCUUUGUGGCUUUUAUAAUCUGUUCACAUCACAUGCUAGAUGUCAGCUGAUUCCCGAGUUUCUGAAAUAUUUGAGUCGUGUUACAAUGGAAACUCCUGCAAAAAGGCUAGGGUCCAACGGACUGUAUGGGGAGCUUCCAUGCAUGAAGCAGACCUUACUGAUCAUAGAUCUCCCAUCCAGUAACUUCUAAGAAGUUACUCCUGAAAUCUGGAAGACCUGUAAGAGCAGCCUUCCAGUUCAAUCCAAAGGCCGCUCAUAAAAGAAUGUGGGCUGUUCAUAUCCCAACUCUUCUUUGGGCAUUAAAUUUUUUUUCUAGGGCUGUAUAAUAUACAGAGUUCAGGGGUUUGAGGUUUUAUAUUAUCUGAACCUACAGGAAAGUCAAUAUUCUCAGGACAGUUAUUUUGGAUUAAUCCCACUGAUUGGUACAGAAUAUGUUGUAUUCUGCAUGUCUGUGUAGGGCAAUGAAUGAAAGGCAUGAAAUAUCAUGCUUUUAUAUCUUCCGUUGUAAAACAGAAUAAAUCGCCAACAUAGUGGCAGUAAAUGAUAAUACAGUAGUUAAGUUUUCUGAUUUAUUAUAUCUAAUUAAAUAAAAAAUAAAUUCAGAUUUCAGCACUAUUUUGAAUUCCAUUAAAAGUCACCAGUUUGAUUAAUAAUCUUUACUUGCCACAAUAUUAAAGCCUCUCUUUUAGUGUUGACAUUUGCUCCCCAAUACAGAGCUUCAUUUAUAUUUUCCAGGAUCCCAGGCAAAACCUACAUGAUAAUAGCUUUUCUAACAGUGGGGACAAUGGGUUUAUCAAAUACCUCCUUAGGAUAUCUGAAUUAUCCUACACAAGUAAUCUUCAAGUGCUGUAAACUGAUCCCAGUUAUGAUAGGAGGAGUCUUUAUACAAGGUAUGCCUUAUUCUUGCUAUUGAAUGCUAUUCAUUUCAGAAAAUAAACUUGUAAAGACCCAGCAGUGGUUUAUUCCCUAAACCCUCUCUAUCCAUUGCCUCCCUAUAGAGGUCUUAAGUUACUUUGAAAUCCUGGAUUGAUUUUGAAUUUGAGUCAAUAACCAAAAUGAAUCAAAACAAAACUGCAAAGGAGGCUAGAAGCAGCUUGUAGGAUGGAGAAUCUUAGAAUGUGAUUGGGAAAGUAUUUUUAUGCAUUCCUGAUUUAGACUGUCCAAAAUGUAAAUAGCUGGUAAUUGAGGCAGAAUUAUUAUCUGAACUUGCAUUGAGUGUCUCUUGAGACCUAUAGUCCUCCAUUACACUCUCUCUCUCUCUCUCUCUCACACACACACACACACCGUAGUUAACACUGCAGGGUUGAGUCUUGCUUUUGGGGAGGCUCGUGGUGGUGGCUUCACUUUGAAAAAGUUUGACAUUUCUUGCCUGAGCCUAGAAUAAUUUAUCUACUAACUCCAUUCAUGAAAUCCCCAAGGUGCUACUGCUUUCAUUGGAUGGAGAGUGGCUCACUUAUAUGGGUUAUUUUUACUCUAUGAGAAACCUAGGAAAACCGCCUUUGGAAUUGGCAUUCUGCUGCUUUCAGCGUAGCAGGAUAGUUUUUUUUUAAACAGCUAGGAACAGUUGUAAUAAUUGUUGGUUUACUUAAUGAUAAAGAAGUUUGAUUUCAGAGAUUGAUUUCAGACUUGAAAUCCUCUUUACCUGUUAAACUAAACAUUCUAGGCUCAACACUUCUUAAUACCUUUGAAGCGUCUAGAAUGGGAGGUGAAACAUACCGCCUGCAAAAUUCCAGUAUCCACAUGCCCCAAAAUUUUAGACAUUGUUACAAAACUAUAUGUUAAAAAGUUUCAAGUCUGGCAGAAAAUGUAUCUGUAGGCCACCUAUUUUGAUACUAGGUGUCAGGAUAUUGCCACCGAGGGCUGGUUCAUAUGUUCCUCCAGUGGCAUGGUUGCUGCCUCUGCAUUGCUACGUCACACAACAGUCCAGCAAAUGUACGUACCAUGGAGACAAAGGAUGCUUCUCAUGCCAGUACAGUUGCACCUUGGAAGUCGAAUGGAAUCUGUUCCAGAAAUCCGUUCAACUUCCAGAACGUUUGGAAACCAAAGCGUGGCUUCUGAUUGGCUGCAGGAAGCUCCUGCAGCCAAUCGGAAGCCCCGUUGGACGUUCAGAUUCCAAAAGAAGGUUUGAAAACCGGAACAAUCAAGCAGCGUUUGGGAGCCAAAACGUCUGUGUUCCAGGGCGUUCGGGAUCCAAGGUGUGACUGUACUCUGGGCUCCCAGGGAGGGGGUGCACUGACGCAGAGUGUAACUCUAUCCAUGCCUUCCAUUGGAUCUUUUUAUUAUAUAUGUUACUGCACUAGUGUGGAAAAAGACUACACUCAAGCAGCAACAAGGUUGAUAAUGAGAUUUAGGAUUUGGCCCCAAGAACUUGAGUUAGGCGGUGAAUUGAAUAUUUAUUUACUUGCUGUGUACUCAAUACCAAAUGAACUGAAGAAUUAAAUCUUCUAUCAUUGCAUGGUGUCAACUUCUCCCUUUUUUCCUGCACAGGAAAACGUUACAAUAUUGCGGACGUUUCUGCUGCAGUGUGUAUGAGCUUGGGCUUAAUAUGGUUUACUCUAGCUGACAGCACCAUUGCACCGAAUUUCGACUUAACAGGUAAAAUCUUUAAUGAAGAUUUGUCCUCUGAUAGGAAUUGAUGUGUUUUUGGAGAAGAAAACUGGCGUAUCUCCAGCUGAGCCAGGCUGGGGGACGUCCACUGGCAUAGGCCAGCUGAGCUGGGAACCUGCUUGGCUGAGCUGGAGAUCUGCCAUGUCCUAACUCUCUCAUCCCAGUGGAUCUAGGAUUAUGGAUCUAGGAUUAGGACUGUGCCCUAAGAGCCACUGAGAAAAUUUCUGUAGAGCUUUUUGGUCCAGUAUAUCUGAAGGAGCAUCUCCACCCCCAUCGUUCUACCCGGACACUGAGGUCCAGCGCUGAGGGCCUUCUGGCGGUUCCCUCACUGCGAGAAGCCAGGUUACAGGGAACCAGGCAGAGGGCCUUCUGGGUGGUGGCACCCGCCCUGUGGAAUGCCCUCCCACCAGAUGUCAAAGAGAACAACAACUACCAGACUUUUAGACGACAUCUGAAGGCAGCCCUGUUUAGGGAAGCUUUUAAUGUUUAAGGCAUUACUGUAUUUUAAUAUUUGGUUGGAAGCCGCCCAGAGUGGCUGGGGAAGCGCAGCCAGAUGGGCAGGGUAUAAAUUAUUAUUAUUAUUAUUAUUAUUAUUAUUAUUAUUAUUAUUAUGAAGGAGAAAUUCCUUGUUGGUUUUACCAAAGAAUAAGAAAGAGCUAUUUUCAUAAUGGUUGAAGAGGUCUGGUUUGGAACCCAUUCCCCUGAAGUAAUACCAGCCAGCCAUAUACCCCUUUGCAUUCUGCUCGCAAUAUAACAGAAUGCGGUACUUUUCCAUAUUGCAUCCUAGCUUUAUUUUUUAAUUAAAAUUUCAAUUUUAAAUUAGACUUUUCCUGAUUAUUCAAUACUUCACUUGCAGUCAGCCUGGGAAUAUACUUUCGCAUGCAAUUUUCUAUGUGGAAAAUAAAAAUUAAAAAGACAGGAAAAUGAGUUCUGCAAAGCAGAACCCUUUGCUGAAUAGCAGUCGAACUCCACGACCUUUACAAGAUGCAUACUUAAUGAAGCAGGAGACUAUGCACUUUGAGGGCAAAGCUGAUCCCAUAUGUCUGUUUCCAAAAAAAAAAAAAAAAGUAAAGCCAUCGCUUUCCUUCAAUGCUUAAUAUUACCGCUGGUUUCUACAUGUGUGUAUUUGCUGUACAAAAAAAGAGAUGGUGUUUAGGACUCUGAGUAAUUAUAAACAGGUUUUUACUUUACUCCCAGAAUUUGGGCAUGUAAUGCAACAGGCUUGUAUAUUUCUACUUUUAUCAGUAUUGUUAUUAUUUUCUUAAGAGAAAUGAAUUGUCAACCCAUUAGGAGAUGGAAGGAGGAACAUAUAACCCGUGGAUCCGUACAAUAAAGUAGCCUGAACGUGUAGGGAUGGUGCCAGGUGUCCUCCCUUUUCUCGGAGGUUUUUGCUUUAACCCCCAGUCUUUAUGCACAGCUGCAAUGAAGUUUAUGUAAACUGCAUUUGCUCAUAUUUCUUAUGUUGACCUUGCCUUCCCCCUUCAUCUGUUUUGCCACUGUCCAAAUUUAAAUUCCCUUGAGAUAGGGAGUUGGUUUUCUUUCUUCGCUUGUGCUUUAAAGUAUUGUGUACAUGGAUGGUAGGGUGUAGAACAUGGGUAGGUAUACUAAAGUCCCGGAGGCUGGAUCUGGCCCAAUCGCCUUCUAAAUCUGGCCUGUGGAUGGUCUGGGAAUCAGCGUGUUUGUACAUGAGUAGAAUGUGCCCUUUUAUUUAAAAUGCAUCUCUGGGUUAUUUGUGGGGCCUGCCUGGUGUUUUUACAUGAGUAGAAUGUGUGCUUUUAUUUAAAAUGCAUCUCUGGGUUAUUUGUGGGGCAUAGGAAUUUGCUCAUUUUUUUUCAAAAUAUAGGCCGGCCCCCCCACAAGGUCUGAGGGACAGUGGUCUGGUCCCCUGCUGAGAAAGUUUGCUGACCCCUGGUGUAGAACAAAUAACGUUUACACUACAGCAGGAAAUUCAGUCUGCCAAUUCAGAUGUCACAGUAAAACCAGGGUUGGGCAACCACCAGUCUGUGGGCCAAAUAUGACCCACCAGAUCAUUCCCCCUAAAUGGCACCUUACCUGCCCCCCUCCCUGGUGUCAUAUGUGGGGCAGGUAGAGUGGGAGCUGAUUCAGCUACUUGACCAAGUUCCUCGGCUGAUAGGUGGCGAGUUCAAGCCUGCUUGGUUUGGCUGCAGAAGUUAUCCACUGGGAACCUGUGCAUGCAGCUGAUCCCCACAGAAAGCAGGCUUUAAUUCCCUCCCUCUCAGCUGAUGGGCGAUGGAGUUUAAGCCUGCUGAUCGGCAGCACUUUGAAACACUGUGCAAACCUUGUGUAGUGCCGUGAAGUCACUAUUUUCCUGCAACCCCGUGGACCACCUUUAACAGGUUUGUGGGAUAACUCACCUGAUGUCAUUAUGAUGGGUGGAGAUGCCCACUUGUCAAAAUUUGGUAGCAAAGUGGGGGAAUAUGAAGAACCUAAAGGUUAUCCACCCUUGCACUGACUUAUAGUUUAGCAUGAUAUGAACAAAUCAAAACAAGCCUUGAGGUUAAACUCUGCCCUUUGUCCCUCCUCCACAAGGAAUUCAGAACUGUUCAAUUUUGUUUCUGCUUAACUGUGGCUUAUUGCAUUGUCAACGGUGGCUAAUGUUAACAUCACAAGUCAACAUCAAACCUAAGCAAACGCUUCAAAACUCUUCCUUGUAAUUGUGUGAGCAAGGAGCACAGAAUGCAGUUUGAUCUCAUCACUACGCUAUGGUUUUGUUGACAUCCCAGUACGGCCGUUGUGUUCAAAUUUGCCUUGGGUCCUGCUAAAAAAUUAUGUGUCUCGAGCAAAAUGUUGUGCUGUCACUGUGCUGAAAUAAAGUUUUCAUAAGUCAGUCACAAUGUCAAGUUCUUAACUUGCCUUGCAGUGCAUGCAGCCCUAUUCCUGGUCACUAAAUAAUAUUAGAUUUCCUUUCACUAGUUUAUAAUCAAAUUGUUGUGGAAGCAUUUACACUCAAGCUUGUAUUAUUCUUAGCUGAAGCAUUUUUUGAGUUGCAUAAUUUAAUCAAAAUUCUUUAAACAUUCACAUUGUCAAGGGCAAAUCUAUUUACAUGUGACAGCUUUUGCCCAAGGAGACAAAACUGAGCUUUGAGGUUAAACGGAACUUGUAAUUUUUGCUGAUACAAAUGUUAGAAACAUAAAAACUGAGUGAAUUUAAAGUAUUGGCUGUGUGAACAGUAUCACCCAUAUUGUGUCCAUCAAAGACUGGAAAAUUAGAUUUAAGGCUCUUUUAAUAGUAUUGAAGAACAUGGUAAGCGAUGUUGUGUAAAAAUGGGGAAAUAUAAUAAGCCUAAAUAUGCAGCAAUACAGAUUCUGUUAAUUUUAUUAAUUAAUUGAUUUGAUUGAUUUAAAAUGUUUAAAUGUUGUUGCACGUCAAGCAGUUGUUGCUUUCUUUGCUAUCUGGAAAGAAUAUAUAUUGCAAAGUAUAUCCCUCUAAAUGUUUGUCUUCCCUUCUGCUUCCCCCCCCCUCAAAAUGGAGAAUAUGGUUGCUUUUGUGUUGUUCUUUGUAUCAUAUGUAAAAAGCAGGUCUUACACAGAUUUUAAUAGUGCAGAGAAUAAGAGAACGUAUAACCCUUGUUUUCUAAACUCCAAUCAGGAGUGCCAAAUUGGCCCCAUGGCCCUGGCACAGAAUUUUGUGGGUGCUCGGCCCCUUCAUGGGGAACUUUGUGGGCGCUCAGGCACCCAGGGCCCCAGGAAGUUGGCACCUAUGACUCCAAUAGGUCUACAUCAGAAGAACCAUGGGCAAUAUUUAUUUGUGGCAUCCCACUUGCACAAAUGAGACAAUUCCAGUUUUGGUGAGGAGGAGAGAGAGUUUGAUCUGGCAGGCAAAAACGCUUGCACUGACAGAACAAUUGCCUUAGUGCAACACUGAAUUCUAUGCAUAAUGUUAGAGUAUGUGCCUAUUGCUUUAUUUUAUGUUAUGUCCUUUUCUGAUUCCUUAAAGGUGUGGUCCUUAUAUCCCUUGCCCUCUGUGCAGACGCCGUUAUAGGAAACGUGCAGGAAAAGGCUAUGAAGUUGCACAAUGGCUCCAACUCUGAAAUGGUAAAUGUUCCCCUUCUAUAAUUUCAUUCAGUUAUGGGAGCUGUGGGGUGGAGUUCUGUUCUAUUUCUGUCUACUAUUUUAAGUCGGUCAGCCAUGAUUAAAAAAUGUGCAUUGCACUGAACACAUAGGUGAUCUGAAAACAUCACAAAAACAUCGAGGAAUGGGGUAGGGCAGGGGUGGAACAGAGUGUUUUCGGGCUUUGUUAACGGUGUUUCAAAUAUACGUGAUUUCACUUUAGAGUGCGGUGCCUCGGAACAUAACCCCCACAUAAAUGGAGGGUUGCCUGUACAGGAAUAGUCCUGUCUGGUUGUUGCCAAUAGUAAACAUUUGUUGCUCUGGCCUAAGUUAAUGGCAAGAGAAAUUGUGAAUUUAAAAAUAAGAGACCGGAGCACAACUUCAGACAGAGUUUUAUUAAAAAUUAAAAGAUUUGUCUUCACAGCCAGCAACUACUGCUGUGUAAAUUUGGUAAGACCAAUGCACGCAAUUGCCAUUUAAUUCAUGAUAACUGUAACUAUCACUCAGAACAUGACUGUAUAAAAUGGCAGAUCUGUUAACCAGAGAAUCACCUUGUAAGUGUAUAUCAAUUGCCAGUUGAGGCGUGUUUAUCAAGCAAGUCACUCAGAAGCUAAUAUCUGAGGUUAUUGCCUGUAUUAUACUUGAAAAACGUAACUUUCAAAAGAGAUUACAUUCUUCCAGCAAAGAGAUGUGCUAAUAGAGCGCACAAUAUAUAUGGCGUUUUAAAAAUACCACAAGAUUAAAAUAAUUUGUUUUUGUAACUAUUCCAGGUUUUGUAUUCCUAUUCAAUAGGUUUCCUGUAUAUUUUAUUGGGACUGACAUGCACUAGUGGCUUAACCCCUGCAGUAACAUUUUGCUCAAAGGUAAAUAAUUUUUUUCCAUUAAAAAAGUGUGAUUUUCCCACCAUUCAUGUGCUGUUAGAUUAUUUUUGACCAAAUCACAUUACUAGGCUUUGCAUUCCUGCUUGAACAUUUUUUUUAUAAUGCUUUGAUGAUUUUCACUGCACUUGAUACUUUUCUUAUGAGUUGGUGGUUUAUAAAUACUGCAAGAAAGAAAGGUGCAUUAAAGUUGAUUCUGUGAUCCACUGACUUGGGUAUUUGUACCCAGCCUCAUCAGAAAUUACUUUUAUUCUUCAAAAAGUCCAGGAGUAAUUUUUUUAUCAUUUCAUUAUGACUUUUCUCAAUUUUCCAAUAAGAAUAAAUAAAAUCCUGACUGAUUUAAGAUUUAGUUACUUUUGUUCGGGCAGUUGAUUAAAGGCAUUUGUUUCAUUUUGCGGUACCUCGGGGUUGUUUUGCAUCUUCCUCCGUUUAAUAUUUUGUCUUGUUCCUGCAGCACCCAGUUCAAACAUACGGCUACGCAUUCUUGUUCUCCUUGACUGGCUAUUUUGGAAUCUCUUUUGUCCUAGCCCUGAUUAAAAUCUUUGGAGCUCUUUUAGCUGUGACAGGUACAGUUCAUUUUUUUAGUUCAUAUUUUAAUAUAAGAAUUGAAUAAAAAAUCCUGAUUUGGGAUAAAGCUUGUACAUUAUUCUUGCUCUGUCUCCUGUUCUUUUGUUCUGUGAAUGGUUUAAUGGGUUCAUGUGGUGAGGGGUAGCGUGUCUUAGAUUGUUUUGAUCCAAUGCUUUCACCUACAAGACUGCUUGCGCAAAUACAUAGAUCAUUGCAGCAGAGGUAAAUGUCACCUUCCACACAUUUGCAAUUCAAAAAUGCACGGCAGAUAUGUAUUAAAUGGAAAAGAAAUGUGUAUAAAAGCAAAUGAGGUAGAGAAAAAGAAAUGAUUAAAUUAUAACAUCUCUAAGCUCCUUGACUGUAAAUUGGGGAGGGGGGGGAGUGUCUUUCAUUUUUCCUUACUUCAACAGGAUUCCAAUUAUAUACGAAUAAGAAUUCUGUCAAUUCAGUAGCAUUAAAGCAUUACAUUCACUGCUCAGUUAUACAGGCAUGACAAAUAUGUUCUCCGAAUCAAUACUGAAAAUAAUUUGGUGGUGGGUGGGACCAAAUAUUAACCUUAGAAAGGGGGUGGGGUGAGAAGCUCUAGAAGGAUCCUAGACCCAUCUAUCAAGCAGAUAAAAGUCUUGGUUUGGUUAAAAAAAGGGAGGGGGAUAAGAUAUUAAGCUUUAUCUUUUUCUCUCUAAACCUUAAUAAAAUUUAUUUUAGAAAAAUUCAUCAAACAGAUUUCUGGGGCUAGUCUUUGUAUAUUAAAAGCACAUGUUGCCUUACUUUAAAUCCACAUCCAAGAAUUUUCCCUGAUAGCAUUGUAGGCUUGGAAAGAAUGAUCAAGUGACCCACAUUGGACCAGAUUGCACUGGUGAGGAGAUGGGUCUUUUGGCCUUGUACCCUAUAGUCCAGCGGGCAGGGGGAUGUUUCCACUUGCCUGGAAACAUUUCCAGGCAUGUUUAGGUCCAGAGGCAAGGAGUCUGUGUCUGCACUAGGACAGAGAAGGUGAAAAGGAUUAUUUACCCCCCUACUCCAAGAUGUUGGGCCCCAUCAGCCCCCGCUGGCAUGGCCAGUGGUCAGGGCUCAUGGGUGGUGAGGUCCAGACACAUCGUGAAGAGCCACAGGAUCUCUAAUUUCUGCACUAGGGUCUUGGUCCUAAGCCUUCCCUGGAAGCAGCUGUAUAUGCAAACCCAUUUAGAGAGGAGUGUGUCAGCAAGAAUAGAAAGGGUUGCCAUCUGCCUGGUUGUUUCUGAAGGCUGUUGCGGUCACUUUGACUGGUGCCAGUGCCAAGCAUGCUGCAGUAUAGUUGUUUAAAUGGCACACAGGCCAGUGCUUCAUAUUACUUUUCCAUUUGUCCAGCAGAGGAUGCAGUUUUGGCAGCUAUACAAGUCUCCACUUUUAUACCACAGCAGCUAAAGUGUGGGAUUAGGCUGCCCAAUUGUCAGCCUUCAUUGAGCCCUGCCAUUAGGUAAAUGCAGUUAAGAGACCUGGAAAAACAAUGCUUUUUUAUUUUUAAAAAUUGCAUAAAUAGGAGGAACAGUCUCCUCCUCUCCAAUUAAAGUCAGGUUCCCCUUUUCAUUCUAGCAACAAACACCUGAAUAACCUUGGACAAAUCGCUUCACCUUCUCGUGCCUCCAUUUUUCAUUUUUUAUAAAAUGGGAAUAAAAUAUUUAACACAUCCAUAAAGAAGUGCUUUGGCUAUCCAUUGAAGAAGAAGGGGGGGAAAGUUCUGUGUUACUGCUGCGUAUUAUUUCAUUGCAGGGGAUUGUGGCAGAAUGAGACAGAUAUACGGUAUGGUGAAAGGCUGAUAAGACGCCCUAUAAAAAAGGCUUCAUAACUACAAAAUCUUCUGCUCAAGCCGAAGACUGACAGGCAGCCUGAGCAACAUAAUUUGCUGACCUUGUUGUGCCUGCAGGGGAAUUCCAGCAUGCACAGUCAUAGACCCUGUGAAGUCUGCUUGGGUGUAUAGAUGCCUAAAGGUGCUGUGAACGAGGAGCUUGCCAUGGGCUGGAGCUGUAGUAACCAGCCAGCGAUGCUGCAAGAUUUAUUAGAGCAACCGAUCCAGUUGAUAGAUUGAUCAUCUGCCUUUUUUCCCAGUUAAUCAGUUGAAUCGGUUAGACAGUAGGUGCCAUUUUGAGAUACUGAAGGAAGGAAGAGACUUGCAGUUUACAGUGGUACCUCGGGUUAAGUACUUAAUUCCUUCCGGAGGUCCAUACUUAACCUGAAACUGUUCUUAACCUGAAGCACCACUUUGGCUAAUGGGGCCUCCUGCUGCCGCCGCGCUGCCAGAACACGAUUUCUGUUCUCAUCCUGAAGCAAAGUUCUUAACCUGAAGCACUAUUUCUGGGUUAGCGGAGUCUGUAACCUGAAGCAUAUGUAACCCGAGGUACCACUGUAUUAUAGAACCAAACCUUACCACUCACAGUUAGGCAAACUACCUUUAAUGCAUUUAAAAAAAAACAAAAAAACCCUAUUGCAGUUAUGAAUCAUGAUCAAAACAAGCAUAAAGCAUAACUGGAAACCUCACCAAUGACAAUGUACUCUUGUCAAUUAAAAUUGGUUCCCCAUUGAUUAAGCAACUAAACCUUUUGCUGACUGAUCCACAAAUUUAAAGCCCGUGUUAUGUAGUUAGACACAAGAGAUCCCAUGCAAUGAUUUUGGUCUCUCUGGUUCCUUUUCUUCACCACCUCUGGGUGACCAUGUAUCCCAAAAAUUUGGGACCCCUUUAGAAGCACCUUCAAGCAUUGCACAUCAUCAUGCCAGCUGAGAGAGCCUGCCAUGAGAGCUUUCUUCCAGCAUUGGAUCAGAGCUCUAGAUCAAGCAGAUCUUUUGUGUGUCUCUUUUUUAAGAAAAGGGUUAUGGUUUUUAUAUUGUGACUGCAGCCUGGUGAAUGUUGAUAAAGUUAUUAUUGGAAUAACUUUACCUUGAUGCUUUGCCGUUACAUAGACCGCGCACUGUGGCAGAUGUAAAGCAGCACCCAUGUGGCCACCAGCCCUCUAAAUCCAGAGAAGAUUAGUAAAAAAUCAGAUGUGAAAACAGUAGAAUAAGUUGGUGAUACCUAACUUAAAUGCCAUUCAUUCUGAUGGAGCUGAAGUGCAGCUAACUUUCUCUGUAUUGGGGGCCAUGAUGUCAGUCUAUUGCAAGUAAAUGCAAGCUGCAGUAAGGCAUGAGGUUGUAAUUACCGCAUUUGCCAUCCUUUGCAUGAUGCUUCUGUUCUGGUGCAUUGAAACUGUAUUUUAGUUGGGAUGGAACUAAUGUUUUAAUGGACUUGUUUUCCUUCAGUCACAACAGGAAGAAAAGCAAUGACAAUUGUACUUUCUUUUCUGUUUUUUGCAAAGCCAUUUACAUUCCAGUAAGUAUCCAUCUACACGUAUUGACUUUAAUUAAUACACCUAAUGUAUGUAAUGUUGUGAUUUAAAUGUAAUCACCGAACGCAUCCUAUAAAAAAAUUUGAUAAUUUAUGGCCCACCUGCAGGGAUUUUUUAUUUAUUAAUUAUUUUCCACUUGUAUCCCACCUUUCCUCCAUGGAGCCCAAGGCAGCAGAGAUGGCUCUCCCAUUCUCCAUAUUGUCCUCACAACGAUGUUGAGGGUUAGUGACUGGCCCAAGGUCACUGAACUUCCUGGUCAAGUGGGGAUUUGAACUCUGGUCUCCCAAGUCCUAAUCCUGCAUUCUAACCACUACACCCCAUAAGCAAGCCUAUGCUUUGCUACACCCACAGUGGGAUUUCUGUUUUUGUUCCGUCCUUGACUCGUGUGGGGUGCAUGAGCUUAAGACAUGAAGAACAGAAGCAAGAACAGAACUAAGGGGCACUUGGAUAAAUUAAUUUGAUACAUGGCUAUAAGUGGGAGGUUGUUAAUUGUUUGGCAGAAACCCCAAAAUUAUAUGCCAUCACAAACGUAAACGGACUUUUAAAAUGAAUUAAGGCCCCACCCAAAGAAGAUGUGUGCUUUGUUAUGUGUUCAGGAGCCAGCGUGGUGUAGUGGUUAAGAGCGGUGGACUCGUAAUCUGGUGAACCGGGUUCGAUUCCCCACUCCUCCACAUGCAGCUGCUGGGUGACCUUGGGCUAGUCACACUUCUCUGAAGUCUCUCAGCCCCACUUACCUCACAGAGUGUUUGUUGUGGGGGAGGGAGGGAAAGGAGUUUGUUAGCCGCUUUGAGACUCCUUAAGUGAAAGGCGGGGUAUCAAAUCUUCUUCUUUUCCUAAUCAGUCUUCACCGGGGUUGAUAAUGUUUGCCCACCUCUCCACCAGGUACGAUGGGGGGGGGGCACUCAGUUGCUCUCCAUACAGAGAUGGAGCUGAAGAGCCCUCCCCCCCCCAUAGAGAGCCGCCUCUUUUUUGUGUGUGUGGCAUCCUUCCUUCCAAGACCCAUACACAGAAGGCAGGCAGUGCUUAUUGUCACUAACAAUAAACCUUUAUAGGUAUAGCAGCGAAGUGUGCACCCAAUUUUUAGAGCAAAAACAAGUCCUAACUCUCACAAAAUUUGGAAAACGCACAUUUUGUAAUAGCAGUGAACUGACGUGUGAAAUAAAUGGAAACCUUGGUUUCGGAGAGAAUACAAAUCGAACUUGCUAUAUGGAAAUUAGAAGAUGCAUUAUAAAUCUUAGACUCAUAGGUUGGAAGGGACCACAAGAGUCAUCUGGUCCAACCCCUUGCAAUGCAGGAAUCUUUUGCCCAACAUGUGGCUUGAACCCACAGCCCUGACAUUAAGAGUCUCAGCUCUACCGACUUCAGCUACCGAGGCAGAUGAAUACUUACGGAAGCUAAUUUUUUCGGUCUACCAUAAUCCUCCACCCCUUUACAAAUUCAAUUUUAAAUUCUGGGACUACUGCUUUGCUUCCUACAAGACCCUUGCCAUACAUACAUACAUACAGUUGCUAAUGUGUUUCUCCACCCCUCUUUCUCCAUUUUAGGUACGUGUGGUCAGGCUUGCUGGUUGUCCUUGGUAUAUUCCUCAAUGUUUACAGCAAGAACAUGGAUAAACUCAGACUCCCUUCAGUGCGCAGUCUCUGGAAUAAAUGUACCGAAGAAAAACAGACAAGGACGUUGUCUCAAACGGUGUAG
Molecule: messenger RNA, 21236 nt
Organism: Podarcis lilfordi (Lilford's wall lizard)
Lineage: Eukaryota; Metazoa; Chordata; Lepidosauria; Squamata; Lacertidae
Source: the annotation of a GenBank genome assembly